UGCUGCAGCCCCCAAAUGCUGAAUGUUCUGCCAGUCAAAUUCCGCCACAGACCAGGAACCUUGCGGGAUCUGUUCAUUCUUUGCCACCAGGCUGGAGGUGGCAACUGCUGAGAAGGGGAUCAGGAAGCCGUGGGGUAAAACUGCAAGGAAGGCUCGGCAGAAAGUUAGUGCCAAGAAAAGGUAGUGCUGUGGAGGGGUAGGGAUGCACCCUGAAUUGCUGAGGUCUUCAUGGAGAGCCCUUGUCUUGUUCUUCCUACUGCAGGAGGAGGCGGUGGGAUUGGCUGGGAAGAGACAAGGAACAGGUUGGCCCCAGGGACAUGUAUCGAUGGUGAGAGCAGAGCCUCAGUCCUGGGGGCGAAAGACACGGGAUACCUUACCGGAAGACAAAAGAAAACGGAUCAGUGAAGAUCUCAGUGGAGGAAGCAUAGCCAUUGACACUUUGGCAGACAACGGAACAAAGAUUGUGGAAGACAACCACAGCUACUACAUAUCCCGGAUUUACAGCCUGGGUGAAGUGCGAGCCAAGGAACUCUGGGUGGAGAUGGCGGAAGUCAACAGGAGCCAAGUUAAGAUUCAUGGCAUCCUUUCUAAUACACACAGGCAAGCCUCGAGAGUCAUCCUGUCAUUUGACUUCCCCUUCUAUGGGCAUUACCUGCGGCAGGUCACCAUAGCAACAGGAGGUUUCAUCUUCAUGGGGGAUGUAAUUCAUCGGAUGCUGACAGCCACACAAUAUGUUGCCCCUCUGAUGGCGAACUUCAACCCUAGCUACUCCCGCAAUUCCACCAUCAAAUAUUUCGACAAUGGGACAGUCUUUGUGGUUCAGUGGGACCAAGUGUAUCUAGAGGGGAAAGAAGACAGAGGCUGUUUCAUCUUCCAGGCAGCUCUGCACAAAGAUGGCAGGGUCGUCUUUGGCUACAAGAAGAUCCCCAUGUCGGUCCUGGAAAUUAGUGAUGCACAACACCCUGUCAAGGCCGGCCUCUCUGAUGCUUUCAUGAUCCUCAGCUCCUCCCCUGACGUACCUGAAUCCCACCGUCGAACCAUCUAUGAAUAUGACCGAGUGGAACUGGACACUGGUAAAAUCGCAAGCGCAUCAGCUGUGGAGUUUGUACCCUUGCCCACUUGCCUCCAGCACCAGAGCUGUGAAGACUGCACAACAUCUGACCUAACCUUCAACUGCAAUUGGUGUCAUGUCCUGCAGAGAUGUUCCAGCGGAUUUGACCGAUACCGUGAAGAGUGGUUGGCGUAUGGCUGUGGCCAAGAGUCAGAAGAAAAGACCUGUGCAGACUUUGAAGAGGAUGAACAUUACUAUUCGUCACCCCCCAGCAGCAGUCCCUUCACACUACUCAGAGAAGAUGUCACUACUUCUACUUCCCACUUUGUUGACAGCUUAACUACAGAAGAUGACACCAAGUUGAACCAGAAUGCUGAAGAAGGUUUUACAGAUGACCUCCCUGCAAAGAAAGUGAGAUCCCAGCUGCACACAGGAACAAUUGUGGGGAUCGUCCUGGCAGUCCUGCUCAUCGCAGCCAUCAUCCUUGCCGGCAUCUACAUCAGCAGCAACCCUACCUCCAGUGCUGCUUUCUUCUUCAUUGAGCGGAGACCGCACCAGUGGCCUGCCAUGAAGUUCAGAAACCACACCACAUACACUGAAGUGGAGUCAGCUGGCCAUGAGAAAGAGGGCUUUGUUGAAGCGGACCAGUGCUGAGGAAUACUUAUGUUUUAUUGCUCCUGCGCCUUCAAGGGUCUCCCAAGCCUCAGUCUCUCCUGUUUAUUUCAUGACGAUGACAACUGAAGGAACAGUCAAGGGAGAAAGUUAAAAAGAAUGUCCCAAAAGAGAAUUGCAAUGGAUACAUGAGGACCUAAAUGCAUGGAGAAGUCCUGCAGAUUUGGCAUGUGGCCACUGGAUAGAUCAGCAGGGAAAGCUGCAAUGGAGUCAGGACUAUUUCCGUGGUGGCGACCCACACCACACUGGGUGUUCCACAUGUUGCCAGUCUGUACCUGGUUACAGUGCCAGUGAAAAGCAGGUUCUGCUUUUUGCAGGCGGUGGCCACCAUUCAGACUAUUGUGCUGCACUUGCACAACAAAAUUGCACUAGUGCAAGACAGUUGCAUCGCUGCACAAAACCAUGGGGAUGUUCACAGUUAUACUCUUGCAUAAAGAUUUCCUGCAAAACCUAUGAACAAGAGGUUUCACAGCAGGAUGUGCACCACCUUGCCACACACAUGUUGCACUAAUGCAACACUAGGCUGAAACACAAGUCUCUAACAUUGUGCAUUUAGCCGGCACAACAUCCUUGCACUAGUUGUGCAAGCACAGCAUUAGUCUGGAUGUUGGCCACUGUAACCAGGCAUCACAAUAAUCAGAAAGUUAGCACGUUUGCCUCUGUGUGUUCUGUGAUGCUCCACACAUAGUAAGCCCCCAAAUGGUGGAAAAACGCAAUUUGUGAAGGCAGAAGCUGUCCAAAAAAAGGGGUUGAGAAGGGAAAAUAGAAGAUAUUGAAGUUCACCGCCUUGGGAGAUAACGUUGGGUCUUGUGGAUUAUAAUAUAAUGGAAUGGUUGGUCUGCCUUGCACUGUUGGCAUAUCUCACUGUGGUCACAGCACUUAUCAGAUGCAGCACCUGACAUUUGUGGAUUGUGGGGGAGCUUAAGCUGGGUCUGAAAUGCCAUCGUCAUAUUUAUCUGUAAUGGUGGUAUAAAUUCAAGCUAGGAGAAGGAAAACAUUAAUUAAAGCGGCCUUUCUGUUGACAGUAAUCACCCUAGUUGACAGCUGAGCCAGCCAAGGGAUAAAAUAUGUGCCAAACAUGGCAUAAGACCCUAAAAACAACAACACCACAACUCAUCUUAUUUCUGCUGUGAAUGGCUAAUUCCACUUCACAAUAGGCUCUGGUGUUUAGCUUGAUUUUUAUACAACUGUAAGAGCCAGUUCUGGUCAUUGGUCAGUGGCAGAACAAAACAAGAGAACUUUAUUAGUAGGAAGUAUCAAGGCUUACUUUAUAUUAAUGAUGUGGGGAUGAGAGCUCUGUUCAAACAUUAUGUUGUACAAGUGUACAGAUGUUUGUACACUUGUACAUGUUUUUGUAUGAAUGACUGCACCUGUGUUCUUUUUUAAAGUGAACCUGGGUGCAGGCCCCUCAAAUGCAUGAUACCAGGUAGGAAGUGUACUGCUAUACCUGCGUUCAACAUAACAUGUGAAUAACUGUACCUGUGAACAGAUCUGUACCUGUGUACACUAUACACUCAUUGUGCAAGUGCUGAACAUAAUGUGUGAAUCAUGCGGCUGGUUCUGUUAAUAAAUUCAAAAGUCAUCACUAGAAGCUAGAUUAUCUCCCGUCCCCUGCCCACCACCAUUUCUGAACCCAUGAUCAGAAUCAGGAAUUUAAAUCGGGAGUCAGUAUUUAAAUUGGGAAUCAGAAACCAGUCUGUUAUUUAGGAGUCCCAUGGAACAUCAAGAUACACACACUCUCUCUCACACACACACACAUAAAGAUGCUUCUAGGCAGUGUUUUUUCACGCUUACUUUUGUGGGUUUCCACUUUGAACUGCAUGUGGAAGAGAAACAGAGCUUCCACAUGUAUUGGUUCUCGCAUAUUUCUUUUUUAUUUUCAUGUUAUAUUCCAUGCACACUAAGGAGUGGAACUCUGCCACUUGGUCAUCUAUCCGUCCUCCUGUCCCUCCCACUUCCUUCACCUCCCCGUAGCACUGAUCUUGGGCAUCUGCAGAAAGACAGAGUCCGUCUGCUUUUUUCAGUUUAAAGACUGUUGUGCACUUCCCGUUUAUCAGACUUUCCCCACAUCCCUCCCUUUUGCUGAGUCUUCUCUGACUCCUGUGGAGCUUGGCAGGGUGGUUGUUUAAGUGCAACUGCAUUAGUUAGAGGUACCGUCAUUAAAAAAAAGAAACAGAAACAGACAACAUAAGCAAAUGUUUGCUAUGAUUUUAAGAAUCUCCUACUUCUCUGGACAUUUUGCUGCUUGUUAAUUCCUGAAAUAAUUUAUCUGGCCAAAACUGUCCUUUAAUGACUUGGCUACAAUCCCACACAUGCCUUCCUGGGAGUAAGUCCCACUAAACAGGGUGGCAUUGUCUGACCUGUCCUUUUAAUUUCAUUUGGACUGCUUUGAAUAAUUUUCCUCAUUAUGUCAGUCCUUAUUUUCAAAAAAAUGCUCAUGGGGGAAAUACAGUAGGGGAACAAAGGAGGUAGAGGUGGAUUGAAGUGUAGAUUUGCUGCUUCAGCAGCUGCACUUUUAAAAAUAAAAGAAAGGGAGGGUGAAAGCUCAUAAUAGCAAUAAAGCUCACAUCAGUUUAAAAAAACCUGCAACAGGGAAUGCAACAGUGGCAAAGCUAUAAAGGUGUGAUCAGGUGUGGAAGUAGAGGAGGCGGCAUGCCCUUGAGAGCCAACCCAGAUGUCACCACCUAUGCAGAAAACCACAGGCCACACUAUGGUCUGUCUACAGUGUAGGCCCCCCAGCUGUUUUUGGACUAUACUUCCCAUAAUCCCCAGCCACAAUGGCCAAUAGCCAGGGAUUAUGGAAAUUGUAGGCCAACAUCUGCAGGAGGACCGAAGCUGAGCAGCCCUGGUACACCUUUCUUCAUUGCACAAGUUGUUCCACUAGCAUUUUCAAGUCACAAUAUUUGAGCAACUAAAAUAAAUUGCUACUUUACGGGGAUAGCACAGAUCGCAUAUGGGGUACUGAUAAUGGCCGACCUCCAGCACAACCGUCUAGUGACGGAAGGAAGGUUGCCGAUCCACAAGCAGCCAUCAGUGUCUCUAGAUCGAAGGCUGCUCUGCGUGGCAGAUCAGGCAGGGAGUGGGGAGUGAUUGUCGUGCCCCUCUCCUCCCUCCAAAAAACACUUUCCACUUGUAUAAAUGUGUUCCUGAGGGUCGCACAGCCCUCAGAAACAUAUUUAUACAUGCGGAAAGGGCUUUUGGAGGGAGGAGAGAGACGUGAAAAUCGCUCCCCCCACUGCGCCCUGUCCACUGUGCAAAGCAAUCUUCAGCACAGGGAUACUGAAGGCUACUUGUGGAUCUGCAACGCUCCUUCCAUCGCCAGAUAACUGCACUAGGUGUUGGCCAAUGAUGUGAAGAUGCCUAUAAAAAAAACCCACCAAUCAAUGUUCAUGAUAGACUAAACCGCCAUCUUUAAAUGUCCCAAGUCUUAGAAAAUGUGUGGUUCUUUGGGUUUCCAUUCUUUGCAGAAAGAAUGGCCCCACGAAAGACACUAUGGGAAGAAAAUGGUUGUGUGCUGGCUUCACUAUAAUGCCUCCCAGUCAGACAAAAUGGUGCUGGUGUGCUUCCCUGAAAGUUCUGUUGAACUAUAGCACAAGAAGCACUGUAGGUUUGGGGGCACAGUUGUCAGUCCCAAUUUUUCCCUCCAAUCCCAACCCUUCUUCCGACAGAAAAAUUCAUAGCUUAAUACAAUAUCAUAACAAGUGUUUUUUGAAGUUAUUGUGAAUGUACUUGCAUGGGCCGCUGGUGAGAGCCUGCCUGCACAAGUUUUGCACAUCUUCUGAGGGCCAGUUCAUGCGUUAUUGUAACAAAUGGCUUCUGCCAACCCCACAUCUCCAGGAAAUGUAUGACCAGCUUGUGAUGUGAUUGUAUCACAUUUUGCAUUCAUGCUUUUCUAUUGGCUGCCAUUAAGUGGGGGAGUGGGAAAAUGCCAAGCGUAAUGACAUUACGUCAGCCUUAGCUUAAACAUCACCUGGAAACCCUGGGAAGAGAACUGGGUCGGUGGCAGCGAUAGAGUUACGGUAACGUUUGGCCCUGAGAGUUGCCCAAAGGAUGUCCUCAGGAGCAAAUUAUAUGAUGUACAGUAUAUAAUUGAUUUUGUAUAAUUGUAAAGCAAUAUAAGCGAUGCAGAGACAGACAAACUGGAUUUGGGACUGUUGUCAGGGUCCAAGCUUUCCUUGCUGUGCUGAUUUUUUUUUAAGGAAAAAAAUGUGCAUAAGACACAACACAGCUCAACUUUGCAUCCAAAUUGAUCUUCCUAAGAAUAGUGCUGGACAUGCCAGACAUACUGCAUAAGGAAAUGCAGGCGGUUGGAGCACCAUUUGUGCUGCUGUGUCUGUGUAAACACUGCCGACAGUGUUGUAGAACAAGGCAGUUCCCUCCAUUGUAAAGUUGCGCAAACACAGUUGCAGAACACAACACCCAUUAUUUCCAAUGAUGUCCCACUUUAUGAUGGACCAGAACUGCCCUGUUCUGCAACACUGUUGGCAAAGUUAACACUGAUGCAGCAGCAGCAGCAGCAGCACGGACAAUGCUCUGCCUAUGUUUCCUUGCUCAGUAUGUCAGCCAAUGGAUAUAUUGCUGUUCAUUUAUCACAGCUCUUGGUAUUCCAGGUAAAAUGGAGCAGGAAUUGAAAGAGAUGCUUGAGACAAAAGAAUGAGGUACUAUAUUUGUCCACCCAGCAUUCUUGGGUAAGAGUGGUCCAUAGUCUUAAAGAGUAAAAGGGGGAUUUAAUGAAGAGAAGCAGAACAUGAGAGCUCUGGUCUUCCUCUCCAAUAAGGAUGUGCCUACAUAGGAAUUCUACAAGCUAUUGUUUGAGCACUUUAGUGCUGAACUGAAAAUGCAAAAGCUGGUAUUGUGUUCUGAUAGUGAAUCUCAGUGGUGGCCCAACAGUCUCCACCCCUCCUCUUCUGGAAGAUACAUGGCUGGCUAAAGAACCAGUGCAUGAACAUUGCAGGAUUUAGAUGCGUUGAUCGUAUCUGAUCCUGUUAACAGCCCCAUGCAGCAACUCCCUAAAUCAAUGACCCAUUCAGUUAACCUCCACAGGGAGCAGGAUCUGAGCAACAAAUUAAUUAUUUCUCAGUGAUUCAAGGUCUAAUUUCUUUCUAUAUACUUGAAUUUACAGCAUAAUUCAAUUUCAGGUGAUGGGGCGGGAAAGCUUGAGGCAGUAUGUUUAGUAUGGAUAGUCUGCAUGGAAUGCAGUGUUGAUAACUAAUAUAUAUAUAUUAUAAAAUAUUGAUAUUUACUUGUACUUUUUGGGACUGCUUUGGUUUUCAGAAUAAAAAUGAGCAAAGAUCAUGA
This is a messenger RNA of Hemicordylus capensis (graceful crag lizard), 7021 nucleotides long. It is a transcript of the gene PLXDC1, whose product is annotated as plexin domain containing 1. The transcript has 14 exons. The record is from RefSeq and is a predicted model, not a curated record. Lineage: Eukaryota; Metazoa; Chordata; Lepidosauria; Squamata; Cordylidae. The coding region runs from base 203 to 1705 and encodes 500 amino acids.